This is a messenger RNA of Frankliniella occidentalis (western flower thrips), 5975 nucleotides long. RefSeq lists its product as uncharacterized. Lineage: Eukaryota; Metazoa; Arthropoda; Insecta; Thysanoptera; Thripidae. The record is from RefSeq and is a predicted model, not a curated record. The coding region runs from base 54 to 3026 and encodes 990 amino acids. The transcript is spliced from 15 exons.
AGACCGAUGUGCGCCCCAGCUGAGGCGGCCCGCCCGCAGGCCCCGCGCUGAGGAUGGGGGGCCCCCUCUGCCCCCCCGGCCGCGGCGGCCGCGGUGGCGCCCCGGUGCCACUGAUGCCGCUGCUGCCGCUGCUGCUGCUGCUGGCCGGACUUCCCUCGCACCCGGUGCUCUCCGCGCGCCAGGAAGGGUCGUGCCGGUUUCCCAGUCGCUGGGAGGGCCAGUGGUUCCAGAGCGGGGUGCGGCAGGGCAUCACCAUACAGCACAACAAGCUGAGCAACAAGGGCCGCUGUGUGGCGUCGGACGGCGAGAAGUACCUCGUCGUGGACGAGAAAGGCUCGUGUUAUCGCUGUGUCGUCAUCCACGAGAAGCAUGUCAACGUCCUGCAGUACAAAGAGACCUUCUGCCAGGGCCACACGAGCCUGGACCAGCUGUGCAAGCUCAUCACCGGGGACGCGCUGCUCUUCUCCAUGUUCCGGCUGGGCGGCUCCCCCGUGGCGUGUCCCUUCCGGGGCCCGCUCGCCUUCACGUACAACCGCGGCCACGGCGACUGCCGCUCGCCCAUGUCGUCCGUGGAGGCGUGCACCCAGGAGUCGAGGCUGCUGCUGCGGUACCAGGCCUGCCCGGACGUGUACGGCACCGAGAGCACGGUGGAGGAGCUGCAGUGCAUGGCGACGUGGAAGGAGGGCUCGGCGCGCUACCUCGUGGGCAAGGUGCACCACUCGCACGCCACCUCCAACGAGGACCGCUUCCGCUGCUUCGUCUACGAGCAGGUGAACGCCCACGGCAGCAACGGCCUCGGCAACGGCCUGGGCAACGGGCUAGCGCUCGGCCUGGGCGGCCUGGAGGAGGAGCCGGGGCUGCCGGUCCGGGGCCACGACGCGGGCGUCGUGUUCAGGGUCGCGCAGAGCGGCGACGCCACCUGCAACGGGCUCUCGUCCGACAUGGAGGGCUCCAGGACCAUGACGCUGUACAAAGCUGAAGCGGCGGCGCCGUCGCGCUGCAAGUUCCCGAGCUGGCUGUCGGCCCACGCGCACUGGCACACGCUGGACUACCGGCGCUCCUACUCGCUGCACCAGAAGAACACCAGCCUCAAGAUCUCGAACUCCACUGCCGGCUCGGAUCUCGACGACAUGGACCACGACGGCCGCGACGGGGGCCGGGGCCGAGGCCAGCAAGGCCCCAUGGUGGACAUGCUGGACCCCGUCGUGGCGGCGGCCACGGGCCUCGACCCCCAGGACGGGGUCCACGACGAGAUGAGGGUGACGUGCACCGAGGCCAAGCUGGAGAACGAGCGCACCGCGCACAUCGUCACGCACUUCACCAUGGGCUGCCAGAGCGGUUUCCUGUGCAUGCAGUUCUACCGGCGGGACAGCCACGUCAUCGAGCUGCAGACAGGGGCCCAGGUUCGCCGGCAGGAGGACGCCUGCCUACCGGCCAACUUCGAUCGCACCACGCUGCCUUUCACCACCCUCGUCACGUCCAGCCCGGAGCCGAAGCAGUGCCCUUACAUGGGCAAGUUCAGCGUGGCGGGCCUGCUGCAGGAGCGCAGGGCGCGCUCGGCGGGGGGCAGGGCCUCGGCGGCGUCGAGCUCGUCGCCCGGCCGCUGGUACCGGCGCGCGCUGCAGGAGUACAACCCGGAGGACGACGAGGGUGGCCUCGGCGAGGACGAGGACGGCGAUGAAGACGGAGCCUACGACACGCCCAGGGAUCUGAGGAGGAGGCCGGCUGGGAUCGAUGACCCACAGGAGGAAGCCCGCCUGUUUAACAAAAAGAAGAAGCAGCAGGAGGAGCGCGACGCCCGAAUCAAGGCGGACCUGGAGGAACGGCAGGAGUGGCUGAAGAAGCAGCAGCAACAACAGGAGGAGCAGCAGCAGGGCGGCAAGGCGCAGGCUGCGCAGCAGGGGGCGUCCUUCACGCACCGCGGUCUGCAGCGCAGCCUGCACCACCAGGUCAAGACCCACUCCAAGCGGAGCAGCGGCCACAAGGCCGUCAUCGAGGUUGCCCACGCCGUUCGCGCGUCCGCCGAGGACGACGACGAAGACGAGGACGAGGACGACGAGGAAGAAGAAGACGAGGAAGUUGAGGAGGAGGAGAUGGACGGCGCCAUCCCUGACCCCAGUGACCUGCACGUGGACAAAGUGCCGGGCGCGGUCCACCGUCUCGGCAGCAGCGGCAACGGCAACGGCAACAGCAACACGAACACCAACAUCAACGGCGGCGGCGGCGGCGAGGGCCGGGGGCAGGGCGGCCGCUACAGGCCGCACACCCCGGAGUACGGCAACAUCGACGACCUGCUCGAGCCCAGCAAGUCGAGCACGCACUGGGGGACGUACCCGAGCGACGAGAGGUUGCUGGAGCUGGACAGCAAGAGUUCAUCGGCCGGCUCGUCGAAGAGCACCCGUGGCCGUCGGGUGCGCGGGCUGGGGAGGCACCACGCUGCGCACGGCCAGGGCCACGGCCAGGGCCACGGCCACAGCAGGAGGGUGCGGCGGGGCUUCGGCUACGAGGGUGGCCUGCCCGGCCUGGCCAGCGUGGACCCCUGCGAGCGGGACCCCGGCGCGCCGGGCCUGGGCACGGCCAGCGCCGGCACCGGCAGCAUGCACCUCUACAUGGGCUGCUCCACGCAGGACACGAUGGAGUUUAGGAGGGACUGCGGGGCCCCAGAGCCGGAUGUUGUAUCUGCGUACUCCUGCCACGGUCGCUGGGAGGAGAACGGCACGCACUUCCUCAUCACGACGCCGCUGCCGCGCUCGUCGCGGGCCGUGAAGCGCUACUGCUUCGUGUACCGCGAGCAGCCGGGCGCGCCGGGCCAGCCCGCCGUGCUGCACUUCUCGUCCAGCGGCGAGUCCUGCCAGCGGGCGCUCACGGCCAGCGGCGCCCACCGGCACCCCGCGCCGCCCGUCGCCUUCAACAUCACCAGCUCAGGCGAGUGCAUGGACACGAGUGCAGGUGCACGAUCCAUCCCGUCGAGAAGUCGUCUGCUGUCGGGCGUCGUCGCUCUUGUGAUAUUACUAGCCCUAAGGUGAUGCUCGCCCUUCCCUUAGCCAGUGAUUCUGAGGGAAGCAAAGUCAUGUCUGUAGAGUACGUAAAAAUAAUGAUGGUUGCCUAGUUUCUACCUUGCAUUUGUCUUGUGUGACAUUAAUAAUAAGCACUUCUCUCUUCAUGAUUUUAUUUUGAUUUACAUUUGCUUGUUUUGGAACAGGCAGUUUGGCAUGAUGUUUACUAGUUAGUGACAUGUCUACCUGAAAAUUGUAAUGUAAUGUUUUUAUAUAUGCUCUUCCUAAAACUAACCAGAAAAAAAAGGGUUUUUUCAAUGAUGUGAUCAUGUGAUAUUGAUACUUCUUUGCUGAGGUGUCAGGGCAGUUAAUGAACUUCUAAAGGAAUUAUUUCAUAUACAUAUAUCUAGAAAUUCUACAUAUUUAUCAUCUUUUUGAAAUGAUGUAGGGGUAACAGUAUCAUUAUCAUAGUGUAAUAUUGUAUGAUUGUGUAAGAAAGUUUUUACGGGUGAAAAAUGAAUUGGAAAGUGAUCUGGGAAACAGGAAACCUCUUUAUAAAUUUGGACAGAUCAUAUUGGAGUAAGCGUUUAAUAAUGUUAAGUGCCACUAUAAACAUUGCUUUGCAGGCAAUAUCAAUGAGUCUUUAAGAAUUAAUUUGGUUACUAAAAAGACUAUACAAGCCGGCAAAGUUUAAAAAUUGUGAUAUUAAUUUUGAGAUAGAUUCAACUUUGUAUGAAAAUUUCUGUAGGAGGUACUUCCCAAUCAUUAGGGAAAAAGAGGUUGUCAACUAUGGCUGAAUAUUAUAAGAGUGUGUUUAUCUGCAAUAGAGGACCUAUGGUGCUAGAUAAUUAUGUCUGAUCACUGUGAAAAAGAUGGUUGAUGUGUUAUGUAUGAGUUGUUUCAAUACCCUGAAGAGUUGAUUUUUUAUCAGAUGUAUGGAACAAUUUGUUCCAACAUUUUAGAAGCUUGAAAACAGUGUCGUUGAUUCAAGCGAUUAUAAAAGAAGAAAUUACAGUUCUUGAUUUUUGGAAAUCGUAUUCUAAAGCAACAACAUAGGCCAGUAAGAAUGUCUGUAUGUCUGAAAUCUCAUUUUACAGUAAUCCUUAUCUCCACCAUACACAAACGAUGAAAGUGCAAAUUUCACAAUAGAAUUUUAAAUUUAAGUAAAGUCUAUACACAAUUUAAGUUGACAAACCACUCACCUUUUUUCAUACAUAUGUUUAUUAAUACAUUUAAAUUGACUUAUUGCAUCAUCUGUGACAUCAGUUUAUUUUAAGAAAGGUGAGAACUUUUAAAACACCUCCUUUUUUGUUUUUUGUUGUUUUGUUUUCGACUAAUUAUAAUUAAGGAAAUAGGUUAUAUUCAUGGUAUUGUAGUACAAUUAUGUUUAAAAGAAAACUAUUGGUCAACUACUGUACCAUUAUCAAAUUUUAUAAUGGAGGCACCAACUCUCCGACUUAAUAUGAACCCUGAAAAAAUAAGCAAUAAGCGUUAUCUGUAGUUUAAGUUACCGUACCCUUUGCUUCUAUCCCUAAGUAGUGCACAGUGUACAUUUUUUCUGUAUAAAUUUCAUGGCAUGAUAUAUUUAUUUUCUUAUUUCUUUGUAGUAUAAUGUUUUAACAUGAAAGGGUCGAGCUCUACCCUUGUUUUCUAAUAGUAUGCAAUCAGUCUGCACUGCAAUAUUCUUGUGCCUACUCAAAUUGUUUUUAUUUUACUAUUUUUCUGUUCUCAUCCUUUAGAUCCUCUGGAUUUUCCGUUUUGCUUGCUCAAUAUGGCUGUUGAAACAAUUCUUAGAAUGAAAUCACUCAAUAGAAUAAUUUUUUGUUAUCAAAAGAAAUUGAGAAACAGUGAUGUGGUGAGUGUGAGAAGGGGCAUAUUGACCAAUUUGGAGAUGGGUUGAAAUUGUUAUUAAAGAUCAAGUGAAUUGAUUGUUUUAAGUACCUGGCAUUGUUGAAAAAAAUAAUUGUGCUGCGGGAUUUGGGAUGAAAGAGCAACACUGGCUUAUAUUAAGAAACCUGUACACACUGUUCUUGUAGAAGGUAUUCAAACAAUUUUUGUAUUACUUAUUUCUUUUACAGUCUUAAUUUAUACUUUGACUGCAAGUUAAAUUUGGUACCAAGCAGUCAACAUUGUGAAACACAAUCAUUUUUCUCAAAUUUGGCUUUAAAUUUGAGAAAUGAAUGCUAGAUUGAAAGUAAGCAUUUUUCGAUAAAGUAUGGUCUGGAACAAGGGAUUUGCUCAGAGACACGUUUAGUGACAGGUGAUCUGAAAUUGUGAAGGUUGACCUAUCACUUAAGUUAUGGACUGCAUUCAAAAAAAUGCCCUGCCUUGUAUUUUAAAGAGUUGCAGUUUGUCAGUUUGUAAAGAAAUGUAAAUUGAAAGGGUAUAUGGGGAAAGGGGUCUUGUACAAAUGUAUGCACAUGGUAUAUUUGGUAUGAUUGGACUGCAUUCAGUUUGUUAGACAAUGUAAAUAGCUCUUGUGGUACUGUAUAGUGUUAUGUUUUUGCUAGGCAGCAAACGAUCAAAAUUAAUAAGAUUUGUUAUCGUACAACCUACUGUUAUUCUGGUGCUGUUGAAUCUUCUUGAGAAUGUACAAGAGGCAUCUGUCCCAAAUUAGUGAUUAGUUGUUCUUCUAUAUGGAGAUGUUAUGCAAUUUAAUUUGUAAAAGCACAACUUUUUUUAGUUCUCAGAAUUCUUUUACGGGAUAUUUCUUUGCUCUCUUUUUAAGAUGUAGAUAAAACACGAGUAAUGAAAGUGCACACCUAAUGCAGAUCAAAAUUAAAAUGAAAGCUGUCACUGAUUUUCUUCAUUCAGUGUUAUGUAAUAAAAUUAUAUUUAUAUAGAAGCUUAGAGGGGUACAUUUUUAAAAACAAUUAUCUUGAGCAAUAAACUAAGACUUGCUGUGGAAGAUGGUUACAUAGAGAAAAUCCAUUGUUACUUUGUUGUAUGUUCCAUUAAAUGUGACUUUCUCUAAAUUUA